Lethenteron reissneri (Far Eastern brook lamprey) is the source of this 1005-nucleotide messenger RNA. RefSeq names its product secretagogin-like. The record is from RefSeq and is a predicted model, not a curated record. Lineage: Eukaryota; Metazoa; Chordata; Hyperoartia; Petromyzontiformes; Petromyzontidae. Gene Ontology annotation, molecular function: calcium ion binding. Gene Ontology annotation, biological process: regulation of presynaptic cytosolic calcium ion concentration; regulation of long-term synaptic potentiation. Gene Ontology annotation, cellular component: synapse; cytosol; terminal bouton.
GUGAAUAGAUUUGGGUUCAGUCAGUGAGCAUCAGCAGCAGCAGCAGCAGCAGCAAAGAUAUUCACCCAUUCACGCUCACACACAUACACACCGGCGUAUCGGUUAAAGCAACAUCGUUGACGAAUUGGUCGGAGCCAGUCGCACCUGCGCCAUGGAGCGAACCGAGAUCGGAAGCAUCGACGCCGCCGCCUUUCUGCGCAUUUGGCAGCACUUCGAUGCGGACGGUAAUGGCUACAUCGAGGGGAAAGAAUUGGACCUCUUCUUUCGGCAUCUUCUUGCCAGCCUGGGAUUUGGGAGCGACCUUGGCGACAAGGAGCUGUACGACGUCAAGAGCAGGUUCAUGGAGAUCUACGACGUGACGUCCGAUGGCAAGCUGCAGCUGCAAGAGGUGGCGAACAUGAUCCUUCCGGAGGAGGAGAACUUCCUGCUGCUCUUCCGUCGUGAGAAUCCACUGGGCAGCAGCGUGGAGUUCAUGAGGAUUUGGAGGAAGUACGACACUGAUCACAGCGGAUACAUCUCAGCCAUGGAACUUCGGAACUUCCUGGGCGAUCUCUGCGUGGAGCACCAUCGCGAUGUGACCAGCGGCAAGCUGGACGAGUACACCGACUCGAUGAUGAAGCUGUUUGAUCGGAAUCAAGACGGACGCUUGGAUCUCACGGACAUGGCUAGAAUUCUCUCACUGCAAGAUAAUUUUUUGCUGCAAUUCAGAAUGGAAGCCAUGGAGGAUUCGGGAAUGGAUCAGCGGAGAGCUGAUUUUGAGAAGAUCUUCGCCCAUUACGACGUGAGCAAGACUGGAGAGCUGGAGGGCCCGGAAGUCGAUGGCUUUGUGAAAGACAUGAUCGGUCUUGUCAAGCCCAACAUGAGCGGCACCGACUUGGACCAGUUCCGCGAGGUCCUCAUGGAGCACUGCGACCUGAACCGCGACGGAAAGAUCCAGAAGACCGAGCUGGCCCUCUGCCUCGGUCUACGCUUCAGGCCCCUGGACUAAGACGCGAGCCCCCCCCC